GGAAACGCAAUGGCUGUUCUUUCUUUCUUGACCACGAGUGACAAGCAGGCCUGCGACAGUUCACCAUGUUCCAGAAGCAACAAUUAGAACUUUUGCGACAAUUUGUAUCUGCUUGCCAAGCGAAACCUGAGAUUAUUCUUAGCCCCGAACUGGGAUUUUUCAAGAACUGGAUAAUCAGCUUGGGUGGAAAAAUACCAGAGGUGAAGACAAACCCACCAAAAGAACCAGAGCCAACAGUGGAUGAUGACUUAGAUGAUGUGCCUGAUCUUGAAGAUUUUCCAGAUGAAGAACCAAAAAAACCUGAAGAUGUCAAAGAGGAGGAACAAGAAGAAAGUAGUGACGAAGAGAUGGAAAGUGAUUUAGAGCUUGAGGAACUUGAUGGCCUAAUUAAAGAAGAUGAGACUGAAGGUAUUUUGGAAAUGGGGGAUGAAUCAGUAGAGGUGUCAGAUGAGAUGCGUGAUGAAUCAAAUGCCAAAAGAAGUGAAGCACAAGGAUUACUUAGUGAUGGAAACAUUGAUGGUGCUAUUAAAGCUUUUACAGAAGCUAUAAAAAAGAAUCCUUUGUCUGCAAAUUUAUAUGCAAAAAGAGCCAGUGUCCUUAUUAAGGCUAAACGUCCGAAUGCAGCAGUAAAAGAUUGUGAGAAAGCUUUAGAUAUAAACAAGGAUUCUGCCCAACCUUACAAAUGGAGAGGAAGAGCAUACAGGUUUCUGGGUAAAUACGAAGAAGCUUAUCAUGACUUUCAGACAGCUUGCCGAUUGGAUUUUGAUGAAGCUGUGAUGGAAUGGCAAAAAGAAGUAGAACCUAAUGCAAAAAAGAUAAUGGAACACAGACGUAAAUAUGAAAGGCUACAUGAAGAAAAAGAACUGAAAAGAAAAAUAAAAGAAGCUAAGAAAAGAAAGGAGGCUGCUGAGAAAGCUUAUCAAAAACAAAAAGCUGAAGAAUCAGCUCGAGCUCAAGCCGGUGGAUUUCCUGGUGGUUUUCCUGGUAUGCCAGGUGGUAUGCCUGGAGGUAUGCCGGGUGGUAUGCCAGGCGGUAUGCCAGGUGGAGGAGCCGCGGGUGGAAUGCCGGAUAUUAACGCAUUAUUUAGUGAUCCUGAGCUCAUGAGCGCUAUGCAAGAUCCAGAAGUUAUGGCUGCGUUUCAAGAUGUCAGCAAAAACCCGGCUAACAUGAGCAAAUAUGAAAGCAAUCCAAAAGUAAAACGCGUAAUUGAAAAACUCCAGUCUAAAUUUGGUGGUGCAAAGUAAACAGACCUUUUGCGCAUGCUUCUUGUACUUGACAUUAUAGCAAGGCUGAUCGUGACUUUUCAGAAGGUUAUUGGACACGCCUACAACAGUCUUUUAAAAUGACAACAUUCAAAAUUUGCUCCAGCACACCCUUUUGAGAUAAUAUUUUUCUAAUUCUACUCAUACGAAAAGAUUUAUAUGGAAAUUUA
Messenger RNA from Hydractinia symbiolongicarpus, 1432 nucleotides. RefSeq names its product hsc70-interacting protein-like. The record is from RefSeq and is a predicted model, not a curated record. NCBI's taxonomy places the organism in Eukaryota, Metazoa, Cnidaria, Hydrozoa, Anthoathecata, Hydractiniidae. The coding region runs from base 66 to 1244 and encodes 392 amino acids. Gene Ontology annotation, molecular function: protein dimerization activity; Hsp70 protein binding. The transcript has 14 exons.